AUGUUUAAUAAUAUUAUUAGUCAUACUGUAAUAAAACCCAAUGUUGAGACCUUGCACUUUGAUCAAAGCAAAGACUGUAUCAGUUUGCGUACAGAAGCGGCGCACGCGCACGUGUUCGCCAUGACCAUCGCCGGGGCCUUGCUCACGAUAGCGUGCGUCGUCGCGACGGCCGCCUUCAACAUAGAUCUAAAUAAUACAAACAUUGACAAUAACGUUAUAAAGCAUCUAGUAUCAGCAAUAGACUCUAACAGAACUUUAAACCCUAAGGAUCUAGCGUUACUAAAUAGAACUGCAGUAAAUUUUGGCAUUGAAAGCGAAAUAUUAACCAAAUUAGCUACUUUAGUGAAUGAAACUAAUAAACCGUCUAAUGGAGUCGCUACAUCCUCUUAUGCUUAUGAGGAAGGAAGUAAGGAUUCGUUGCCAGUUGAAGAGUCUCCGGAUUACGCUUCAUCUGUAGUUCUUGCUAGCGAUCUGUUAUCCCUCACAUCUGCUGUGGCGAACGUCAAGGAAAAUGUAUGCAGAGAACAAGGAUACAAGUUUUUAGAUGGAUUGCUGUUGAAUAAACGAUGGGCAUUAAAAAUGUUCGAUGCAUCAGCGAAAUCCCCUCAAGGUUUGCUGUUCGGGUCCUCAUUUCACUUGGGCAACUUUGAUGAGUGUCUAGCUAUUGAAGACCGAAUUGAUGAUGAUACUGUUGUAUAUGGACAGUACUGUCUGGCUAACAUCAAAUGGAGAAGAUCUGAGGAAUACAAAAAGGUACGAACCGGUCGCGGCGAGACGCUGCGGUGGGCGAUAUGCGUGCCAAGGGUCUGUCAUGCAAGUGCUGUUGAGCAGUUUGUCAGUGAUGUCCUUUCGCACACAGUUGGUAAUACGACCAGUGUACAAGUCACAGAGAGAGACUGCUACACGAAGCGACCACUUACUCUCAAUUCACUGGAUGUUGCUUUUUUGUCAUUAAUAUUCCUGUUCAUUGCGAUAUUAUUGAUGAGCACAUCAUAUGAAAUUUAUUGCAUACAAUGGGACCGGAAGCGGAAUUCCACGUUACAUGAUGUGGUUUUAUCAUUUUCGAUCCUUAAUAACAUGAAAAAGAUACUUUCUACCAAACAGAACAAUAGUUUGGCUUUGGAAAGCAUCACUGGGAUCAAGGUUUUGGCGAUGAUCUUUAUCAUAACAGGACAUGCUUGUUUAUUUAUCAGCGUUGGACCUGUCAUGGACGCAGAAGCAUGGGAUAGGAUAUUACGCAAUCCAGCCAACGCUUUCAUGGAGAACAACAUGAUUUUGGUAGACACGUUCUUAUUUCUGGGAGCGUUUCUAUUCAGUCGGAUAUUACUUCCUGAACUGGAUAAACGACGGGGCAGAUUAAAUGUUAUACCAAUACUACUGUUUCGCUAUCUCAGGGUAACACCAGCUUAUGCUAUUGUCAUAUUGUUCUACAUGACAUGGUUCCCGAAGAUCGGAGAUGGUCCUAUGUGGGAGAACAAGAUGAGGUUAGAACAAGAUAGAUGUAUGGAGUCGUGGUGGGCCAAUAUACUUUACAUAAACAAUUAUGUCAACACAGAUAAAAUGUGCAUGUUUCAAUCCUGGUAUCUCUCUGUUGACACUCAAUUGUUCUUUUUCGCUCCAAUCUUCAUAUAUUCACUCUGGAGAUGGCGUCGAUUCGGCCUCGGGUUAUUGGGUGUAGGGCUAGUGGUAUCCCUGUUGAUACCAGCUGUAAUUACUUAUGUCAGACGAUUGGAUCCCACACUUUUAUUAUUUGCCAAAGAAUUCACAGACUUGAUUUCCAAUUUUUAUUUCAAAGAAGCUUAUAUAAAGACACACAUGAAAAUAACGACAUAUUUAAUGGGCUUACUAACUGGCUAUAUUCUAUAUCGGAUCCAAAAAGAAAAUUACCAAUUAUCUCGGACAUUGAAAAUCUUCGGAUGGACAACCAGUCUGAUACUGGGUACGGUUACAACGUUUUCGGUUAGCAUCUUCUAUCAGGGGUGGUAUCAGUACAACGCUAUUGAGGCAGCAGCGUAUAUAUCCCUACAUAAGCUGGCAUGGGCGAUAGCGAAUGGAUGGAUGAUUAUUGCAUGCACCACCGGAAAUGGAGGUAUUUUCGCGAAGCUGUUCAAUUGGAAACUACUGGUGCCAUUGUCCAGAUUAACUUAUUGUGCUUACCUCGUGAAUGGUAUUGUCGAAUUGUACUAUAUAGGACAGUUGAGACAUCCAGCCCAUCUCACUAUGUUAACUGUGGCAGCAAAUUCCAUUUCACACUUGGUGCUGACGUUUUUCCUUGCCUUAUUGCUGUGUAUUACGUUUGAAAGUCCAAUACACGGCAUCGAGAAGAUUCUUCUCAAAAAAUUCGUUGGUCCAAAAGUGAGUGAUAACACGAGAGGAGAUCAAUCUCAAGAAUCAUCGAGAAACACUAGUCAAUCAAAAUUAGAUUCAUAGCAAAAAAAUUGUUUUAGGUAAAAUUAUUUUAAAUAGUAAUAUUAUAAUUGGAUAGGGUGUAUUAUAUUAUAAUAUAAAAUUUUUAAAAACUGGUGAUAAAAUAAAUGUAAAUACAAUAUUUCUUGAGUACUUAUAUAAAUAUGUUGCGUUUAUAUAAAUUUAAUUUGUUACUUGUAAUAUUUUUACAUACAGGGUAAAAGGCGUAAGGAGUAAGUUGACUUGAGAAUGUGAUCGAAUCGAAUGGACUCAAUUAAGGUCGAUUGAAAUUCAAAUUUCUUAAUAAUACAAUUAAGAUAAUGCCAUAAAAAGUAAUAGGGAUCGACUAUUCAAUGCCAAUUCGAUUUGACCUGAUAUGAUUUUGUAAAAAUUUAGCUAGAGAUAGCUGAAUUUUCUAUGAU
Messenger RNA from Achroia grisella, 2828 nucleotides. RefSeq names its product nose resistant to fluoxetine protein 6-like. The transcript has 13 exons. Lineage: Eukaryota; Metazoa; Arthropoda; Insecta; Lepidoptera; Pyralidae. Gene Ontology annotation, molecular function: acyltransferase activity, transferring groups other than amino-acyl groups. The record is from RefSeq and is a predicted model, not a curated record. The coding region runs from base 1 to 2430 and encodes 809 amino acids.